This is a messenger RNA of Andrographis paniculata, 1260 nucleotides long. RefSeq lists its product as uncharacterized. The record is from RefSeq and is a predicted model, not a curated record. NCBI's taxonomy places the organism in Eukaryota, Viridiplantae, Streptophyta, Magnoliopsida, Lamiales, Acanthaceae. The transcript has 4 exons. Bases 1 to 1260 code for a protein of 419 amino acids.
AUGAGCGGUCGGGAAGAGGCCCCGACCAAGAGGCAAUCCUUGCCAGCACCGCUAAACGACCCGACGCCUUCACCAUCCGAACCUGUGGUAUCAAGGGUCUCAUCUGAUAGUGAGGCGACUGCUUCGCAGAUGGGCAGAUUGCCAUACGUGGCCUCAUACUCAUUUUUUCUUAACGAGAAGCCAAUUGCACCGCCUGCAUCCGCUUCUCAUGUGGUCGCCUCUGCUGCAGCUGCUUCUUUUGCAGCCGCCUCUGCUGCGGCCGCCUCUAUUGCGGCCAACCCCAACGCGGCCGCUUCGAUUGCCAGAGAUGUCUCAGGUGCGGCCGUCCAAGUCGCCCCUGAUGUACCAGUUGCAGCCGCCCCAGGUGCAGCCGCCCCAAGGGUAGCAGACCCUAUUCCGGAGGAGGCCAGACGGGAAGAAGACCCACAUGCGGCCGCCCAACCAAGAGGUCUCUUGCAGGAAAUAGAAGAGAUUUCUUCUUCUGAUUCGGAGACCUCUGUCAACUUGGGACCCAGGUCAGCACCGCAGCGACCAUUCGCAGCAGCCGAAGAGUCGGCCAUUGUGGUGCCAGCUGCCCGUUUUCCCCGACCAACGACACUCCUUGCACCCUCCGGAACCACGGUCCGCCCGGAAGGACAUCUUGAUCUAGCCCCUCUGUCGGCCGUUCUGAUUCCGGCGGACAUUCAGGCCAUAUUUGCUCAGGCCGUCAACCGACCUUUCCCCGACUUAGGGUCAGACUUCCUAUACGGUCUCCUUCAGGCGGUUGGUGGCCUUCUAUUUCAAAUUCCUUCGAAAUCGGCAGCCGCCCCCACUCUGCAUCGGCUGAUGGAGAGAUUAGCCGAACUCCGAAACGACAUCUUACUCGCCCGACUCUUGUCAGCCGAACCGUCCCAGCCCAUUUCGGAUCAAAUAAGUCUGGAGGCUUCCUUGGCUAAAACUAGGGAAUCACUUCAACAAGCUAUUGGAAGGCUGUACGAACUCCUCAGUACUAAAACUCAAAUAGAUGAGUCAAUCGAAAGGAAAGAAGCACAAUUGAGGACGCUUCGUCAAGAACAGUCCGCCUUGGAAGGCCAUGUGGCCGACGAGCAAUGCCUAAUUGAACGAUAUAAGAAAAAUGAGGCCGACUUGGAUCAAGAAUUAAAGAUUCAAACCCGAUCACAAUUUAUCAAACGAUAUCAGGCGACUGCUAAUAACCGACGGCUGUCCAGGGCCGAAGACAAAUGGUCCCAGAUUAAAACCGCCCUGGGGGUCCUUCUGUAA